UUGGUUUGGCUCUGCGCGCUUCGCGUUGGUAGUCGUUGCCGCGUCCGCAGUCGCAGCUCCUUGCGCCCCCGCUCCGGUCAGUGGUGUAACCGGACCAGCACCAUGUCGCUCUCUCGGUCGGAGGAGAUGCAUAGGCUCACGGAAAAUGUCUACAAGACCAUCAUGGAGCAGUUCAACCCCAGCCUGCGGAACUUCAUCGCCAUGGGCAAGAACUACGAGAAGGCGCUGGCAGGUGUGACGUAUGCUGCCAAAGGCUAUUUCGAUGCCCUGGUGAAGAUGGGCGAGCUGGCUAGCGAGAGCCAGGGCUCCAAAGAACUCGGGGACGUUCUCUUCCAGAUGGCCGAAGUCCACAGGCAGAUUCAAAAUCAAUUGGAGGAAAUGCUGAAGUCUUUUCACAACGAGCUGCUAACGCAGCUGGAGCAGAAGGUGGAGCUGGACUCCAGGUACCUGAGCGCUGCGCUGAAGAAAUACCAGACGGAGCAAAGGAGCAAAGGUGAUGCACUGGACAAGUGCCAGGCCGAGCUGAAGAAACUCCGCAAGAAGAGCCAAGGGAGCAAAAACCCCCAGAAGUACUCGGACAAGGAGCUGCAGUACAUCGACGCCAUCGGCAACAAGCAGGGGGAGCUGGAGAGCUACGUGUCCGACGGCUACAAGACUGCUCUCACUGAGGAGAGGAGGAGGUUCUGCUUCCUGGUGGAGAAGCAGUGUGCCGUGGCCAAGAACUCCGCCGCCUACCACUCCAAGGGCAAGGAGCUGCUGGCACAGAAGCUGCCGCUGUGGCAGCAGGCCUGUGCCGACCCCAACAAGAUCCCAGACCGCGCCGUGCAGCUGAUGCAGCAGAUGGCCAGCAGCAAUGGGUCUAUACUCCCCAGCGGCCUGUCGGCCUCCAAGUCCAACCUGGUCAUCUCAGACCCCAUUCCGGGCGCCAAGCCCCUGCCGGUGCCCCCUGAGCUGGCCCCGUUUGUGGGGCGGUUGUCUGCCCAGGAGAACACGCCGGUCAUGAAUGGCGUCUCAGGCCCCGACAACGAGGACUACAACCCCUGGGCUGACCGCAAGGCCGCCCAGCCCAAGUCCACAUCUCCUCCGCAGUCUCAGAGCAAGCUGAGCGACUCCUACUCCAACACGCUUCCUGUGCGCAAGAGUGUGGCCCCCAAGAACAGCUACGCCACCACCGAGAACAAGACCCUGCCCCGCUCGAGCUCCAUGGCAGCUGGUCUGGAGCGCAAUGGCCGCAUGCGGGUGAAGGCCAUUUUCUCCCACGCGGCUGGGGACAACAGCACCCUACUGAGUUUCAAGGAGGGCGACUUCAUCACCCUGCUGGUGCCUGAGGCCCGUGACGGUUGGCACUACGGCGAGAGCGAGAAGACCAAGAUGCGGGGCUGGUUUCCCUUCUCCUAUACCCGGGUCCUGGACGGCGACGGCGGUGACAGAUUGCACAUGAGCCUGCAGCAGGGGAAGAGCAGCAGCACGGGCAACCUCCUGGACAAGGAAGACCUGGCGCUCCCGCCCCCCGACUACGGCACAUCGUCCCGGGCCUUCCCCGCCCAGACGGCCGGCCCUUUCAAGCAGAGGCCCUACAGCGUGGCCAUGCCUGCCUUCUCCCAGGGUUUGGAUGAUUACGGAGCACGGGCCGUGAGCAGUGCCGAUGUGGAAGUGGCCAGAUUUUGAGCGGCCCCUGACUAGAGUUAGAAUCCCUUCGCCAGCGUCCAGCUGAAGCCGACGGUGACCAAUGACAGGUCUGCCCCACUCCUCAGCUGACGGCCACAUCUGCACCCACUGCCUGUGGGGCUCCUCCUCCCACACCCUGACCUGUAACCUGUUUUGUUACAAUCUGCUUGCUCCCCAUUUAGAGAAUUGUCUCCUUCCAAGCCCUUCUGCCCCCACCUCAAUCUGGCCUGGGCUGGACCCCGGCUGUUCCUACAGGGUCAGGAGGUGGCAUGGCCGUGGCCAAGGAGAGUGAGGGGAGCAGGAACCUGCUGCCUGGGCUGGGCGGCCAACCUUUUGAAUCAGGCCCAUCUGUCGUGUGGGCCAGGGAGCCCCCAAGGUGCAGGGAGGGCCAUCGCAUCAGCUUGUAGCUGUAAGGGGAGCCCCUGUCUGGUCAGUAAUGAGGCCGCCCACCUGUAGUACGGGCCUGCGGCAGCGAUGCAGGGGCGAGGGGGGGGGGGGAGAGCGAGGCCGGCCUCCCUGCCUUGGAUUUAGUACGAGCACAACUUCCUGGCAGACCCCUGACUGGGGCUUUGCUGGGUCUCCCCCCUGCCACUGGCAGUUUUGUGGGCCUCUCUGUCCCAGUUUCUCCCUGCCCACACCCUAACUCCCACCCAGAACUGGCUGCAGGGCCCCCAGCUCUCCUCCCUGUCCCCAGGGUGGUCGGUGCUGUGGCCUGGCUCCCCAAGCUGUGUGCCAUUGAGGGGGCCUACCCCAGGAUUCCUGGGUGGGCCCCCUCAAUGCUCUGGCUGUUUCCAUAUUUCAGCUGAAAUAUAAGAUUUUAGAAGCUAUCGGAUCCGUGCUGUUUGACAUUUAAGGCUGAAAUACAGCCGUGCUAAUAACCACGUUGGUGACAGCAGUCCUUACCUCAGGAGACGUUCAGUUCCGGGCAGCGUUCGCUUGCUCCUCCCAGACCCUCCCAGGAGGGGCUCUGCGCACAGCCCAGAACACGAAGCACAGGGGGUGGGGCCCCAGAGGCUCUCACCUUGCAGAAGCUGGAGGCAGGCCAGGUGAGGCGAGGCAGGGUCACAGGGCAGAUGUUUGCGGGUGGAGGGGCACAGAAGCCCCACCUCCUCACAACCCACCUUGCUCCCAGCUCACCGCCCCCUCACCCGGCCUCCCCGUGCUGAGGGACAGGGGCCACCCCUGGAGAGGCAGGAGGAAGAGCUUCCCGGAGAGGUUCCCUCUCACCCUUACCUAGGUAGGGCCAGCUUCCAGGCAGGAAGUGAGGGCUGCAGGCGUCAGUCCGCUGGCCCUGUUCUGGGAAGACACCCCAACCUGGGCACCCUAGGGGCCCAAGGUCACUGUGUCCCUCCACCAAGGUGUGCCAAGGACAGCUAGAGGAAGGGGUGGUCUCCCUCCUGCAUCCCCCAGUGGUCAGAAGGGACUAUAGGGACCCCACCCCAGCACAGCCCAUGCCCCCUCCUGCCCAAGGCUUUAUCUGCAGACUCCGAAAGAAAACACGCUUAGCAUGAAGGCUUUUUUCCUUAGUUUGAUUUCUCUUAAAAAACAGACAAGAAAGGAACAAGACGAUCAUUGUACCAGCAUCAUAAGCCUCAAAUAAACAAAAAAAAACAAAUUCAAAACAAGUCCCCACCCACACCCCCACCCCAAAAGCAACAAUAAAUUUUAUGUCUCUUUGGCAACAAUA
Aethalodelphis obliquidens (Pacific white-sided dolphin) is the source of this 3355-nucleotide messenger RNA. It is a transcript of the gene BAIAP2, whose product is annotated as BAR/IMD domain containing adaptor protein 2. The coding region runs from base 103 to 1668 and encodes 521 amino acids. The record is from RefSeq and is a predicted model, not a curated record. Gene Ontology annotation, cellular component: cytosol; nucleoplasm. Lineage: Eukaryota; Metazoa; Chordata; Mammalia; Artiodactyla; Delphinidae. The transcript has 15 exons. Gene Ontology annotation, molecular function: cytoskeletal adaptor activity; protein binding. Gene Ontology annotation, biological process: positive regulation of actin filament polymerization; plasma membrane organization; actin crosslink formation.